AUGGCCGACAUCACCGACCAGCACGACCAGACGUCGCCCACGGACCUGGACGACGCGCACUCGGUGGGCAAUGGCAACAACGCGAACAACGAGAACCGCGGCGUCAAGCGACAGCGCCCGGCCGCCGACGACGACGACGACGAUGACGAGAAGGGCGGCCGCGAGCGUCGCAAGAUUGAGAUCAAGUUCAUCAGCGACAAGUCUCGACGCCACAUCACCUUUUCCAAGCGCAAGGCGGGCAUCAUGAAGAAGGCAUAUGAGUUAUCUGUCCUGACAGGCACUCAAGUUCUCCUACUGGUUGUCUCCGAGACGGGCCUUGUUUAUACCUUCACCACCCCCAAGCUCCAGCCGCUCGUUACCAAGGCUGAGGGCAAGAAUUUGAUCCAGGCAUGCCUCAACGCACCUGAGCCCGCGACGGGCAGUGAAAAUGGAGUGGAUGGUGGUGACCAAGUUGACUCUCCUGAAGAGCCUCCCAGCCAUUUGCCGCCGCAGAGCCGUCCCGGCAUGCCACAGAACCCUCACAUGGGCCCUGGAGGCUACAUGCCCCCCAAUAUGCCCAUGGAUCCUCAGCAGGCUCUGGCUUACCAAAGCUAUGUGCAGCGCAAUCAGGCUUAUGGCUCUGGCAUGCCUCCGCAGCCA
This is a messenger RNA of Trichoderma asperellum CBS 433.97, 639 nucleotides long. RefSeq lists its product as uncharacterized. Gene Ontology annotation, molecular function: protein dimerization activity; DNA-binding transcription factor activity, RNA polymerase II-specific; RNA polymerase II cis-regulatory region sequence-specific DNA binding. The record is from RefSeq and is a predicted model, not a curated record. Gene Ontology annotation, biological process: positive regulation of transcription by RNA polymerase II. Lineage: Eukaryota; Fungi; Ascomycota; Sordariomycetes; Hypocreales; Hypocreaceae.